This is a messenger RNA of Enterobius vermicularis (human pinworm), 2562 nucleotides long. NCBI's taxonomy places the organism in Eukaryota, Metazoa, Nematoda, Chromadorea, Rhabditida, Oxyuridae. The record is from the annotation of a GenBank genome assembly.
UUGUCAAAUGUCCUUUACAGUUGUCAUCAAGUCGUGUGCUAUUUCUCAUAUCGUAUCCCGAGUGUUUGGCCGAAAGUUGACAUUGAGGAUGAUUUGCUGAAUGGUUCGAUGGGCGCGGAUGGAGAUUCCUUGUUUGUUGCUCUUUAUGAUUUCCAUGGAGUCGGUGAAGAACAACUGUCACUUCGGAAAGGCGACCAUGUGCGCGUGAUAGGACACAACAAAGCUGGCGAGUGGUGUGAAGCACAAUUAGUGGGUGUGCGCCAUUCAGGAGCCGUUGGCUGGGUCCCUUCUUCAUAUAUAACUCCUGCUAACUCGUUGGAAAAGCACUCUUGGUAUCAUGGAAAAGUAAGCAGGAACGAGAGUGAAUAUAUUCUUAGUUCUGGUAUUAAUGGAAGCUUCUUAGUUCGUGAGUCAGAAACUAAUAUUGGACAGUUUUCUAUUUCUGUUAGGCACGAUGGACGGGUUUACCAUUAUAGGAUUUCUGUAGACCAUAAAGAUUGGUUGUACAUAACUCAAGAGAGCAAAUUUAAAACUUUGGGGGAACUUGUUCAUCAUCAUAGUGUUCACGCAGAUGGGCUCGUUUGUACUUUGCUUUAUCCUGCUCCCAAAAAGGAACGACCUCCGAUGGUUUUCUCUUUGUCCCCUACUCAGCCAGACGAGUGGGAGGUGGAUCGUUCAGAAAUUGUUAUGAGAAAUAAAUUGGGUGGAGGCCAGUAUGGUGAUGUUUAUGAAGGCUACUGGAGAAAGCAUGAGAGAGUUGUUGCAGUAAAGACUUUGAAGGAAGAAGCUAUGGCUCUCCACGAUUUCCUUGCCGAAGCUGCUAUAAUGAAAGAUCUACAUCAUCCCAAUUUGGUUCAGCUAAUUGGCGUUUGUACGCGUGAACCACCAUUCUAUAUUAUAACUGAGUAUAUGAACAAGGGCAACCUUUUAGAUUAUCUCAGGAAAUGUGAUAAGAAGUUAUCUCCUACAGUUCUGAUGUAUAUGGCUACUCAGAUUGCUUCUGGUAUGGCUUAUCUUGAGUCGAGAAACUUCAUCCACAGAGAUCUGGCUGCUCGCAAUUGCCUAGUGGCUGAUGAGCACGUUGUCAAAGUUGCUGAUUUUGGUCUUGCUAGAUUCAUGAGGGAGGAUACAUAUACAGCACACGCAGGAGCAAAAUUUCCCAUAAAAUGGACCGCUCCAGAAGGGCUAGCCUACAACACCUUCAGCGACGUUUGGGCUUUUGGAGUGCUGCUGUGGGAAAUAGCUACAUAUGGUAUGAGUCCGUAUCCAGGUGUGGAACUGAACAAUGUAUAUGGUUUACUCGAGAAAGGGUUUAGAAUGGACGCUCCAGAAGGCUGCCCGCCAUCAGUGUAUCGGCUUAUGCUUCAGUGUUGGAACUGGUCACCAAGUGAUCGCCCACGAUUUAAGGAAAUUCACGCUAGUUUAGAGUCACUGUUUCCUCAGUCGAAUAUUGAUGAAGAACAGUUGGAACGUUCUCGAGCUUCCAAAAGACGUUCGCAACGACCAGGUCAUGUUCAUUCGAGUGUUAUUCCCGUCCCUUCUCCGAGGCUUUCUUCUGCACAGCAAAGACUCAGUACUGAUGAGCGGAAAGUACGAAGUUCCGCUAUGGUUGCACCUCCAAACAUUGAUUUUCCUCCUCCCCCGUCUAACCAUGAUCAUUGUGUUCCUUCUGCAUCUGUUGCGAUGGUUGAAGGUCCUCAGUCAAACACAACUUCAUUUGCGCGAAAUUUAGAUUCAUUAUCAUCUGACGUUGUCGUAUCUCCAUUGGCAGAAAAAAAUUUGCGAAAAGUUGUUAAUAAGUUUGGAACCAUGCCCAAAAAUGCUCGUAUUGAUGCAUAUCUAGAGUCAAUGCGGUCGCAGAAUGAUGUUGAGCAACAGCAGCAGCAAAACGUUCAGCCAUCUUCUGACUGCAGCGGAACCAUUUCUGAUGAUUCGCUUGAUGCGAAUCCAGUUCCUCCUUCUUACAAUCAUAGUAGAAUGAUGGAUCCAAUGUGUGAAAGCUUGAACCUUGGCCAGAACGAACUCCUUCAACAGCUGAAGCAGAGGUUGAAAAAAACUAAAUCAGAUUCACCUGUUGCUGCCUCUAGUCAAUCGGAGUCAAGUUGUGCAAGCGUCACUAGUCCAUCGUUUGAAGCUGCUACAAAUGAAGUGACUAACACAUCCCAAGUAGAAAGCAAGUGGAAACUACGUCCCAGAAACCAUGCUAGAUUGAAACUCGAUGAAAGUGCUAAAGAAAGUGAAGUUGCUAGCGAGAAGACGGGGAAGGAAUUUUCGGAAGAGGAAGAAAGUGAGUUACGAGCACGUAUUCGUCAAUUAAGGCAUGUAGAAAAAAAAGAUGCUGAAGAUGAACCGGUAGGUGCCGAAACCGCUCGCAUUCGCACUCUAGUGACUCAGAAAGUGGCGCCUUUACAGCACCAUCGGCCGUUUUCUAUGCAGGCCGCGGAUCUAAGCAGCGACUCGGAAGAAGGUGGCGAAAAUGCGGUUUCAUUGUCCCAGGAAAUGACUUUUUGGCUCAUAAGCUUAGUAAGACAGGAGGAAAUCUCUACGACCCUACCUGUUUAG